This is a messenger RNA of Morchella importuna, 933 nucleotides long. RefSeq lists its product as uncharacterized. The coding region runs from base 1 to 933 and encodes 310 amino acids. The record is from RefSeq and is a predicted model, not a curated record. The transcript has 5 exons. Lineage: Eukaryota; Fungi; Ascomycota; Pezizomycetes; Pezizales; Morchellaceae.
AUGUCGCUCUCCAAGGAAUCACUGCCCUCGUGGGGUUAUGCCGUUGCAGGUGCUACUGGUGCUGUGCUCGCGAAUGCCGCUGUCUACCCAUUGGACAUCGUCAAGACCAAGCUCCAGGUCCAAGUCAAACGCCAGCCCACCGACGAGAAAACCGAACCCCUCAACUCCGAUGAAGAAAUCUAUAGCUCAACGCUUGACGCAAUCACAAAGAUCGCUGCCAAAUCCGGCGUGAAAGGCCUCUACACGGGCAUGGCCGGCGCGCUGCUCGGUGUCGCUUCAACAAACUUUGCAUACUUCUACUGGUACACGCUAGUCCGUACCUUCUACCUCAAGCGGAGCGGCACGGCGCACCCGUCUACCGCGAUCGAGCUCUCGCUCGGCGCCGUCGCCGGCGCGCUCGCACAGCUGUUCACCAUUCCCGUGGCCGUCAUCACUACCCGGCAGCAGACUCGGCCCUCGUACGAGGAGCAGCUGGGACUCUUGGCAACUGGGCGGGAGGUAGUGUCGGAGGAUGGGAUGAGCGGGCUGUGGAGGGGACUCAAGGCGUCGUUGGUGCUUGUUGUCAAUCCGGCGAUCACCUAUGGGUGCUACCAGAGGCUGAAGGAGGUCAUGUUUAAGGGCCGGGACCGCUUGUCGCCCGGUGAGGCGUUCCUGCUCGGCGCGAUGAGUAAGUCGUUGGCGACGCUGGCGACACAGCCGUUGAUUGUUGCCAAGGUUGGGCUGCAGAGUAGGCCGCCGCCUGCUGCGAACAGGAAGCGCUUUAGAAGCUUUGGGGAGUUGAUGAAGGGGUUGAUUGUGCAGGGUUUGCUGAUGAUGACGAAGGAGAGGAUGGAGUUGAUGUUCAUACUACUCUUCAGGUGGAUCAAGAAGCUGCAUGCGGAGCGGCUUGCGAAGAACGCGGGCGCUUUGGUAGUUAGAGUGGGGAAGGUAUAG